GUGAGUUGGAUCUUGACGAAAAGCGAACGCGGAAACCAAAGAGAUCGCGAUCGAGAAAGGGCUCAAGCAAGGAUCGGCCACAAGUCAAAGCAGGCUAAAGACGAUGGAUUGACCCCAGAGCAACGCCGAGAAAGGGAUGCCAAAGCUCUUCAGGAGAAGGCCGCUAGAAAAGCUGCACAAGCUGCAUCGGGAGGAGGGAAUGAUAAUGGAGGACGUAAAGCAGUUAAAAAGUAAUUGUAGGGUGUCUCAUUUCAUCGCUUAACGCUUGUUUGUUUUAAGGCAUCUUUGUUUUCAUACUUAUUUGGGGGGAAGCAAAGGUCGAGUUUUUCAAAUAUUAUCCUUAGAAAUAUUUUUAGUGGCAGCCUUAUUAAUGAAGGUGUUAACUUUAACCAAA
Molecule: messenger RNA, 394 nt
Organism: Vitis vinifera (wine grape)
Lineage: Eukaryota; Viridiplantae; Streptophyta; Magnoliopsida; Vitales; Vitaceae
Exons: 2
Source: RefSeq, a predicted model, not a curated record